AUGGCGGAGGCCAUAGGCGAUGCUAACGCUUCAGAAGUUGACGACGUGGAACAAGAAACGCCAAGAAGAGAAACGGACCAAAUCGGGUCAAAUACCAACCAUGUACGGAAGAAACACGUUAGGAUCGUUCUACCAACAGAAGUUGACGACCCUGACCUUAGAAAUACAGUGGAACAAGAUAAGGACCAUGCUGUGGAGAAAGACACUAGCCCACGGAGAAAAGGUAAGAAACACCUCCGACCUUUACAGAACUACCUGCGCUCCAGUCGGGACAGGUGGUUAAAACUUCUGCCUGCGAUUCCCGAGAUUUCGUCCACAAAGGAACCGCCCGAAUCCUACGAGGAAGUGACAAAAGCGAUCAAAACAGCUCUACAGAAAUGCGACGGUCUCAUUAUCAGAGUUCCUUACCUAGCUACAGACGUCAGCUAUCUACAGACAGUAGAAGAGUCUCUCUUAAGCCUUAAAGAUGCGUCGAAUGUGGGCAUCUUGGCUGAUUUCAAGACGCUUCAGAAACUGGUCACAAUGAAACGAUCUAAACAACAAUAUGAAAAGGAGGGUGACGUAUUGGUAGAGUUUGAAGCGAUGUCCAACAGUGCAAUGCAGCAGCUAGAGAAAGUUCUAAGAAUCCUGAAGGACGAAGUGCUCUUCUUUCUCAGAACGUUUUGUACAGGGGAAAGGGAGCAAGAAAAAUGUCAAGAAACCUUAGAAAAGAAUGUUGACGGAAUCCAAGGUCUUUUGAAUAGCAGAAUGAGCGAAGUGGAUCCGAAUGUAUUCAGUUAUGGUCAGUUGUCUUGUCAGGUAGCGAUAGAUGUGGUCAACUGGAAAAACUUUCCAGUUUUGCGGGUGAUACCUGAUAUUGUGGACAGGUGCUACGAUGCAAUAAGACAAGCCAACACGUGGCUAACGCACGACUCGGAGUACGUGUCUAGACUCAACAGGAGAACCGAAGAAAGCCGACGGACCGUGAGUGACAUCCGAACCCGGAUUAUCAUAACAAAUCUCCAGCGAAACGUGCUAGAGAACUCGUCCAGAAACGUCAACAGAGAGAUACGGCAGAGAAGCAGGCGACUGCACCAGGUGCAAAGGGAGGUAAAACAACUCGAAGAUGAAAAGGCGAGCAGAGAAACACAAUUGGGCGACACGAAACCAUCAACAAACUUGACAAAGACGCACAGCGUGACCUCUAACCCUGGGAACGUGACCUCAAAAUGGCGGAUCGAGGAAGAGCUCAGAAAUCUCAACAUGGAACUUUCAAAGAGAAAAAUCCGUCUCCAGGAUGCAGAAUUCAGUCUAGAAGAAUACUUGGUCAGUCAUGGACAAGAUCAAGCAUACUUACAAUCACAGCUUAGGAAAAAUGAUGAAAAAUCUGACGCACUACGCAAGGAAUUAGCCGAGGCGUUUGAGAAACUAGCUUCUUGGGAAUCUCUAUUGCAAGAGAAGACGGGUCGGAGGAAAAUCGCUGAAAAAUUCUGGGCUGCCACCGACAAAACGUCUGGCCGCGAGAGUUAUGAAGAGCUGGAAAACGUCCUAGAAAUCCUCCAGGAAGAACUGGGACCAAAAUGGCGUCGGUUCGUCCGCCAUCUUCCCGGUCCCCGACAGGUGAUAGACGUCGACAUCGAGAGCAUCAAGUCGGCCCACCCCCUGUACCGGGAGGACCAGAUCUACCACGCGCUGGCGCUGUGGAGGAAGCGGAACCCGCAACACGCGAACGUGGACAGCAUUCUCACAGCGCUGGAGAAAUGUGGGCUUCUCGGCAUAAGAGAAAAGGCGCUAAGGGUGCUUGGGAGAAGACCGUAUGCUACAGUGUAGUUGCCUGGGCCAUACUAUCAUGGAUAGUUGAUAUAUGAGGAACGGACUACGUGUUGAUAGACAGUACUUAUAACUACUGCUGGGUGUAGAAGCAGGGAUAUAAAUUCUUCUCUGGUAUCAACUGUUAUCAAAUGUAGGAUUUACAAUGAAUGUUUCUAAACGAGAUAUCCAAUUUAAUGAAUGAAUUUUUGUACUUUUUAGAUAUGUUUACUUUAUACCGUGCCUACGCUUAUUUGUAUCUCAUAAAAAUAUGUAUUUUAACGGACUCCUAUAGUAGGAUUUGCUGUAUUGAGAC
Molecule: messenger RNA, 2104 nt
Organism: Branchiostoma belcheri (Belcher's lancelet)
Lineage: Eukaryota; Metazoa; Chordata; Leptocardii; Amphioxiformes; Branchiostomatidae
Exons: 2
Coding region: 1-1809 (602 amino acids)
Biological process (GO): signal transduction
Molecular function (GO): protein binding
Source: RefSeq, a predicted model, not a curated record